AUGGGGUCACAGGAGGAGCAGAGACGGAAAGAGGAAGAAGAGAAAGCUGCAGCGCAGGAGAAGGAGAGGCAAGCCAUUGAGGAAGGGGAGAGAACCCGACGAGAGGAAAAGGAGAGGCAAAGACGCAUGGAAUCUGCCUUCUGGGAAUCUCUGAGCCUGGAGGAGAAAGAUCGACUGAUGACCAUGCUACAGGGCAUCGUUCUGUUCCGGGAUCAGCUCCAGCGAAUCCGCUCGGAAGAGCAAGAGUUGCAUAGCUACAUCGAGGGCAAGGCGCUGGACGGAUGGUGA
Molecule: messenger RNA, 288 nt
Organism: Cladocopium goreaui
Lineage: Eukaryota; Dinophyceae; Suessiales; Symbiodiniaceae
Source: the annotation of a GenBank genome assembly